Molecule: messenger RNA, 997 nt
Organism: Jatropha curcas
Lineage: Eukaryota; Viridiplantae; Streptophyta; Magnoliopsida; Malpighiales; Euphorbiaceae
Product: chaperone binding / ATPase activator
Biological process (GO): positive regulation of ATP-dependent activity; protein folding
Cellular component (GO): cytosol
Molecular function (GO): protein-folding chaperone binding; ATPase activator activity
Source: RefSeq, a predicted model, not a curated record
AACGUACAUUGGCCAUUGCCCUUCAACCAAAGAAGUCAUUGUUUUAUCUUCAGGGUAUUUUGUGUUUGAUCUUCUAGGAAUUUAAUUAAUCAGCCUAUCGAGAUCUCGGAAGGAAGGAAAAGAAAGGAAGGAGAGGAAUGGAGGAGGAGAAGCAGCAGCAGCCGCCGCAGGGUGCAUCAUACACAUAUUGGGUGAGGGAAGCGACGGCAGAUGCGGCUCCUCUUCCUCUUCCUAAGAAACUCUCUACUAAUGAUUUAAUUACCUCACAAUCUCAGCCACCAACAUUGGGUUCCGUCUGGAAUCGGGCUGGAACUUGGGAGGAGAAAAACCUUAAUAAAUGGGCAACUGAUAGGAUAAAGGAACUUCUUGUGUCAGUUGGCUCCUUGGAGUUCUCCUGUGGCAAAGCUGAAAUAACAGAAGUGUCAAAAUGUUUGGGUGACGCAUUCUUGGUGACUGUGAGAAACAAGAAACGAGUUGGCUAUACUUAUGAGUUGACAUUGAAAAUCAAAGGGGAAUGGACAGUCAAAGAGGAGAAAAAGAAUGUGAAGGCCCAUAUAGAUAUCCCAGAGUUUUCUUUUGGUGAGCUAGAUGACUUGCAGAUGGAAGUGCGGCUUAGUGAUGAGAAAGAUCUUCCGCAGCAAGACAAGCAGCAAAUCAACCGGGAUCUGAAGCUGUUCCUGAAGCCUGUCCGUGAAAAAUUGCUUCAGUUUGAGCAGGAACUGAAAGACCGGUAGAUAGGGGCGCUAGAACAUCCAAUUUUCCUCAGAAACCUUAGCUUGUGAUCCCUGGACUGUAAAACUAUUUAUUCUCAAUUCUUAGAACUGAUUGUUUUGCAAUACACGUAAUGGGAUAUAAAUUCAAGGAAGCAAAUGCUUUGCUUGGUCAUGUUUAGAAUGUAGACAAACCUUGAUAUCAUUUGGGACCAAAAUGGAAAUUUUAUGCAUUUGGAUUUGGUAAAAUAUGAAAUGUGAAAUGUACCAAGUUUGAUGGGAGGGAA